AUGUUGUCACGCCAUGUCCGUGCACUGGGGCAAGCGCCGUUGAUUAUCCAGCCCCUGAUACAAUUGACUCGCAGUCUGACUGGUUGGGCAACAGUCGAUCCCGAAAGGAUGAGCGGCUCAGCACCUGCGGCAUGCCUUAACCUAGUGGGCGGCCACUGGCUCCCCAGCGGCGCCUCCCGGCAGCUACCCGACCCCCUCAACGGGGAGCACUUCCUGCAGGUGCCCCACACGCAGCCGGACGAGAUCGGGCCGUUCGUACAGUCCCUGCGUGCAGUGCCCAAGUCCGGGCUGCACAACCCGCUGAAAGAUCCGCAGAGGCAGGCGGGGGGGGGGAAGGGGCCUCUGUACCUGCUGUACGGCGAUGUGUCGUUCCGUGUGGCCGCCGAGUUGCGGCUGCCCGAGGUGGAGCAGUUCUUCGCCCGGCUGAUUCAGCGUGUGGCCCCCAAGAGCCAGGUGCAGGCGCUGGGGGAGGUCCGGGUCACACGGAAGUUCUUCGAGAACUUCAGCGGGGACCAGGUUCGGUUCCUGGCCCGCGGCUUCACCAACCCCGGGGACCACAGCGGCCAGACCAGCAGCGGCAACCGCUGGCCGUACGGCCCCGUGGCCCUCAUCACCCCCUUCAACUUCCCGUUGGAGAUUCCCGCCCUGCAACUCAUGGGGGCCCUAUACAUGGGCAACAAGCCGCUGCUACAUGUGGACCAGCGUGUGAGUGUGGUGGCUGAGCAGCUGCUCCGACUGCUGCACCACUGCGGUAUGCCCCCCGCUGAUGUGGACUUGCUUCACGGCCCCGGGGCCACCGUGGGGGAGGUGCUGCGGGCGGCUCAGCCCAGGUCCACGUUGUUCACUGGCAGCCAGAGGGUGGCGGAGAGACUGGCGGUGGAGACACACGGCAAGGUGUUUUUGGAGGACGCGGGUUUCGACUGGAAGAUUCUGGGUCCCGACGUACGGGAUUUGGACUACGUGGCCUGGCAGUGCGACCAGGACGCGUACGCCUGCUCCGGUCAGAAGUGCAGCGCCCACAACUGGAUAGCUGCGGGCCUGCUGGACCGGCUCUCCUCGCUGGCCUCCCGCCGCCAGCUGUACGACCUCACGGUGGGCCCCGUCCUGAGCUGGACUACACGGGCCAUGUUGGAGCACACGAACAAGCUGCUUGCCAUUCCCGCAGGUGCCAAGCUGCUGUUCGGCGGCAAGCCCCUCAGCGGGCAUUCCAUUCCCGAGGUGUACGGCGCAGUGGAGCCCACUGCCGUAUUCGUACCGCUGGACCAGAUGCUGCUGCCCGAGUACUUCGACCUGGUGACCACGGAGGUGUUCGGUCCCUUCCAGGUUGUUACCGAGUGGCGGGAGGGCCAGCUGCCCGCAGUCCUGGAGGCAUGUGAGCGCAUGAGCCACCACCUCACCGCGGCAGUGGUAUCCAACGACAUCAACUUCGUACAGCACGUGCUGGCCCACACAGUGAACGGAACCACCUACGCGGGCAUCCGCGCCAGGACCACCGGUGCCCCCCAGAACCACUGGUUCGGCCCAGCGGGUGACCCCCGCGGUGCGGGUAUCGGUACUCCGGAGGCCAUACGCCUGGUGUGGUCCUGCCACCGGGAGAUCAUCACGGACUUCGGCCCCGUGCCGCCACACACCACACCGCUGGUGCAGUCGUGA
Volvox carteri f. nagariensis is the source of this 1653-nucleotide messenger RNA. It is a transcript of the gene ald1, whose product is annotated as aldehyde dehydrogenase. The record is from RefSeq and is a predicted model, not a curated record. Gene Ontology annotation, cellular component: mitochondrion. The transcript is spliced from 10 exons. The coding region runs from base 1 to 1653 and encodes 550 amino acids. Gene Ontology annotation, molecular function: aldehyde dehydrogenase (NAD+) activity; L-glutamate gamma-semialdehyde dehydrogenase (NAD+) activity. NCBI's taxonomy places the organism in Eukaryota, Viridiplantae, Chlorophyta, Chlorophyceae, Chlamydomonadales, Volvocaceae.